AUGACUGAGGAAGAUACAAAUACCCCUAAGGGGGCCGAGACAACUAUCCAAUCCCCAACCUCCGCCUCGAGAUACAGUAAGCACAUAGUGUUGACAACAUAUCCCGGUCAAAGCGGUGUCGACCCCAUCCCUCUAGAAUGGGGCGCUCCAGAUGCGAAAUCUCGGGGACCUGUCAUCGUCUCACGCAGCGGAGCACAGCUCAAACGUCGCAAUGCUAUGGGUGCCCACGGUGGGAGCUACAGUAUCUACAAUGCCUUGGCCAUUGCCGCGGGAGAUCUAGACCCAGACUUCCGACCAAAUUUCCUGAAUACCGAACCUACCUUCGACUUCCCCUGGCAACCGGCCUGGGCGGACAAGAAGAAGAUCGUGUCAAUGGACCCUUAUGGCCAUGAUGUUGUUAAGUACUUUCGGGACGAAGUCACCGCUGGUUGGGAUAUUCGGCCUACGAUGGCGGUUACUCGUGCCAACAUGAAACUUGCAGAGAUUGGGGAAGCCAUUCGCGAUGGACACUUGGAAGUUGAUGGGACAAUUGUGGUAGAUCCCACAGGGGAAGUGCGCGUCUCCAAGGUUGCAGUCGAGCCGGUUUGGUAUCUCCCCGGAGUAGCUGAGCGGUUUGGAGUAGACGAACCAACUCUUCGUCGGACCUUGUUCGAGCACACCGGUGGUAGCUACCCAGAGCUGAUAACGAGACCAGACCUCAAGAUAUUCCUUCCUCCUAUUGGCGGGUUGACGGUUUAUAUCUUCGGACCCCCGGAGCGGAUAUCCGACGAGAACGUGAAGCUCGCUCUAAGAAUCCAUGAUGAAUGCAAUGGCAGUGAUGUGUUCCAAUCAGAUAUCUGCACGUGCCGGCCCUACCUAGCAUUUGGAAUCCGUGAGGCUAUCCGAGAAGCACAGAACGGCGGUAGCGGUGUUGUCAUUUACUUCCGGAAAGAGGGCCGAGCGUUGGGAGAGGUGACCAAAUAUUUGGUCUACAAUGCACGCAAACGUGGUGGUGAUACCGCCGACAAAUACUUUACUCGGACAGAGAAUAUUGCCGGAGUACGAGAUAUGCGUUUUCAAGCCCUCAUGCCAGACAUCCUGCAUUGGCUGGGGAUAAAAAAGAUCGACCGGAUGCUUUCAAUGUCUAACAUGAAGCACGAUGCUAUUGUUGAUUCAGGCAUCAAGAUCCAUGAGCGUAUACCCAUUCCCGAGGACAUGAUUCCCGACGACUCGAGAGUCGAGAUUGACGCAAAGAUUAAUGCCGGAUAUUUCACCACUGGCAAGUCAUAUACGAUGGAAGAACUGGCCCAGGUGCGCGGACGAGGCUGGGAGAAGUGGGAGGACAUAACGCAUUAA
Aspergillus puulaauensis is the source of this 1335-nucleotide messenger RNA. Its product is annotated as putative GTP cyclohydrolase II. Gene Ontology annotation, molecular function: GTP cyclohydrolase II activity. The record is from RefSeq and is a predicted model, not a curated record. Gene Ontology annotation, biological process: riboflavin biosynthetic process. NCBI's taxonomy places the organism in Eukaryota, Fungi, Ascomycota, Eurotiomycetes, Eurotiales, Aspergillaceae. Bases 1 to 1335 code for a protein of 444 amino acids. The transcript is spliced from 4 exons.